AUGCCUAAGGUGGAAUAUCGCGGCCAUAAAGUCUCCCACAAUGGACUGGAGGUGAAUCGGUCGGCAUUGACUGAUCUAGCAUUUCCAGGAUCACUUAGAGCCAUGCACUGCUUUAUCGAAGACUACGCGAUCUGUGCGUCAGUUUUGUAUGAGUUGCGAGAAAUCGAUUUCGCCGCGAUGAUGAAGGACACCAGCCAAGUACGGAUCCGACAAGUGCUAGAGGCGGAGAUUUGGAUCCCCCGUUGGAUCCAUCCCUAUCGAUCUGUCAAUGUGCUCAAAUCUAAGAUCGCCACCACUCAGAUCCUGCUGCACUUUGAUCCAGAUCGAAGAGCCACGGUUGUGGUGUAUGCUAGUGACUGGGCCAUCUCAGGAUCGUUGAUGCAGGAGUAUGGCAAGACCUACUACCCCGUGAUAUUUGCGAGCCGUACUUUGAAGUCAAAUGAGUUGAAUUAUGGCAUCGCAGAGAAGGGGGUGCUGGCCUUGCUGACGACCCUGGAUCUUAACUACAAGGCCUUGAUUCGGCGCCCAAUCCAUGUGUUGACCCGACACUCUACUUUGGCGUGGCUCUUCAGGUCCACAGCCGUGCAAGGACGUCUGGGACAGUGGACCGCUCUGUUGUCGCCCUGGACUCUUGAGAUCACCAAGUGUGUCAAAGGAGAGGACGAGAUCUUAGGAGCAUUUGGUGGCCAAUCUUUAGUGGAUAAGGCAUUGAUCUCGAUUGCCCCUAAAAAGGAGCCAACACGCAAGAUCCAAGCUCCGAUCCCUACUAUUAGACGCGAUGAGGAUCUAUACGUCGUUAGUUUCGAUGGAUCUGCCCGUGUCAAGAGAGGUGGAGGCGCCACCACGCGAUCUUGUGGAAGCUGCCUGAGUGGAGGAAUAUCAUGGGUUACUGUUGUGUUUGGAUCUGUUGAAAGAUCUGGAGCACGAUGUCUAGUGAUCUGCGGAGACUCGAACCUGGUGAUCCGGCGAGUACGAGGCGGGAUCGAUUGUAAAGCACCGGGUUUGACAUUGCUACGCCUGAGAGCUCUGGAUCGAUUACGAACUUGGCCAGACGACUAG
Messenger RNA from Phytophthora megakarya, 1059 nucleotides. The record is from the annotation of a GenBank genome assembly. NCBI's taxonomy places the organism in Eukaryota, Oomycota, Peronosporomycetes, Peronosporales, Peronosporaceae.